Molecule: messenger RNA, 897 nt
Organism: Aspergillus pseudonomiae
Lineage: Eukaryota; Fungi; Ascomycota; Eurotiomycetes; Eurotiales; Aspergillaceae
Exons: 1
Source: RefSeq, a predicted model, not a curated record
CCCGGUGGUAAUCCUCAGCCGCCUGUCUUCCCUCAGCCAAGUGAUAUCUCUCAGCCACCUGUGUUCCCUCAGCCCAGUGGUAACCCUCAGCCAAGUGAUAUCUCUCAGCCGCCUGUGUUCCCUCAGCCCAGUGGCAAUCUUCAGCCACCUGUAUUCCCUCAGCCAAGUGAUAACCCUCAGCCACCUGUGUUCCCACAGCCAAGUGAUGUCUCUCAGCCGCCUGCUCCAACUCCCGGUAACCAACAAUAUGUAACGACGCCUAAAUGUCCAGAGGAUAACGACAAAGUCUACCCCGCACCGGAUGGUGGCUUCUUCAAACUACAAUGCAGCACCCACGGCUGGUUCGGGACUCUGGUGAAAACUACUGCCAAUACUUAUCAGGAAUGUAUUGAUACAUGCAGUGCAACGGAUGGAUGUCUCGCUAUCAACUGGGAUUCCGACAAUGGUGCUUUGUCUCAAUCUAAGACCUGUGCUUUGAUGACGUCUGACAAGGUUGGAGAUACCUCUUGUGCCAACCAUGACUAUGCGUACGCAGUACCUCCACCUACUAUUCCCCAAACAGCUGAACUAGUGCCUCAAUGCACAACUGAGUGUCCUGGUGCAGACCACCGCCAGUAUACUAGUCGCAACGGAGAAGUCUUCAAGAUGAAUUGUGGCAAGCGACAUGGCGCAGAGUACCUUACUACCCUGGACAGAGGUUCCCUGAAAGAGUGCAUGGAUGCUUGCUCCGAACUGGUUCCCUGCCACAGUGUUGACUACCAUGCCCGCUCAAAGAAGUGUUAUCUCUCUAAUCAUCAGGGCGAGCCAAUCAUCGAUGCUCCGGGAUUCAACAGUGCGUACAGCAUUGGCUGUGCUGGGGCUUGUGAGGACAAGUGCUGUGGUGACAAGAAUGCGUGA